Xenopus laevis (African clawed frog) is the source of this 1825-nucleotide messenger RNA. It is a transcript of the gene ugt3a2.L, whose product is annotated as UDP glycosyltransferase 3 family, polypeptide A2 L homeolog. Gene Ontology annotation, molecular function: UDP-glycosyltransferase activity; glucuronosyltransferase activity. Gene Ontology annotation, cellular component: membrane; UDP-N-acetylglucosamine transferase complex. NCBI's taxonomy places the organism in Eukaryota, Metazoa, Chordata, Amphibia, Anura, Pipidae. The record is from RefSeq and is marked provisional.
GCCUUGUGAAAUCCCGAUCGUGGGUCUGUGCUUGAGCUUGUCCAUGAAUCUGCACGUUCAAGGAGAUAUAAGUACAUUGGCACCUGGGUCAGUUCCCUGGAAGAAUGGCAGUAGGAAGGAAGAGCCUUAUCCUCAGCUUGUUGAUACAACACUUUGUGCUGCUACAUGGAGCCAAGAUCCUGACAGUGUGCUUUUUAGGAGGAAGCCAUUAUCUCUGGAUGGAUGAAAUCUCACGUAUUCUCCACAACAAUGGUCAAGAGGUAACAAUGUUCCUGCAGAUUGCAGAUGGAUUGCUACCAGAUUACCAGAUGCAGGAGAGUCCUUACAGAUUAAUCACCUGGUCCCUGGAUAAGAAUUAUUUGAAAGAAUUUAGCGAGUUUUUCAGAGACAGCAAAUAUAACUUUAAGGACUGCGAUGAACUUUCUUCUUAUUUGGGCCUCAUGACCCAUUUCUCACGCCAGUGCAAGAUGAUAUUUAACCAGACGUCCAUUAUGAACUUAUUAAAGGAAGAGAAGUAUGACCUUGCAGUGAUAGAUUCUUUCAAUCCUUGUACCUUUCUGGUGUCUGAGAAGUUAGGAAUCCCCUUCAUUGCUACUCACCCUUUUCCUGUAAAGAAUCCCUGGCAUUCAGGAAUACCGAACCAGCUGUCCUAUAUGCCAGUGUAUCAGUCCCAACUAACAGAUCACAUGGACUUCUUUGAACGGGCGAAGAAUGUUUUUAUGUACAUUGCAUCAGCUGUAUUGGAGAGAAAAAUCUACUCAUUAUUUGAUGAUGUAAUUGAAGAACAUUUUCCAGCAUGUUCUAGACCAUCCUUUGAAGAACUCUACAAGAAAACGGCACUCUGGAUGUAUUUAACAGAUUUUACCAUUGAAUUUCCCCAUCCUUUCUUUCCAAAUGUUCUUUACAUUGGAGGUGUAUUAGCAAAACCAGCAAAGCCUGUCUCAGAGGAAUUGGAAGAUUUUAUCGCUCAGUCAGGAGAGCACGGGUUUAUCAUUGUGACAUUUGGCUCGAUGGUACCGUCCAAUCCUCUUACUGAGUUUGUAAAAGAGAUGAAUGACGGUUUUUCGAAAAUCCCACAAAAAGUCAUUUGGCGAUAUCGAAUAUCAGAGUGGCCGAAAGAACUGCAAUUGGCUCCGAAUGUAAAAAUAAUGAAUUGGAUUUCUCAGAAUGAUCUCCUGGGACACCCCAAGGCUCGCCUUCUGGUCACUCAUGGAGGGGUAAAUAGUAUCCAGGAAGCUAUCUAUCAUGGGAUUCCUAUGGUGGCAAUCCCUCUUUUUUUUGAUCAGUUUGACAAUGCAGUUCGGAUAAAAGCAAAACAUUUGGGAACAUUUAUUCCGAAAGAUCAACUCAAAGCUGAGAAAUUGGCAAAUGCUAUUAGGGAUGUAAUAGGAGGUGAAAGUUACAAGAACUCGGCGAUGCACCUAAGCCUGAUACAGAGGUCGCAGCCUUUUCCCAAGGACCAACAAAUAGUGCGAUGGGUGGAGCACAUUGUAAAAGUGGGUGGGACCGAUCACCUUAUUCCUUACUCCUACCAGCAGCCCUUGUAUCAGCAGUAUCUUCUGGAUGUCUUUCUAUUUGUGUGUGUGUGCGUCAUUGGGGCCUGUUACCUCACUGUCAAGCUACUGAAGAUGUUCAUCCAAAAACUUUGUUCUUUCAGAAAGCUGAAACAAAAUUAAAAGCAUUCUAAGAAAAAAGGGUUUAACUUUAUAUUUUUUAAAAUAUGAAUAGAAAGGUUGCAUACAGCUUGUGUCAACAAAUGGACUAAUAAAAAUAACAUGUAACAGCGCAUAGCAAUUUUCAAUAAUAAAAUAUCCAUUGUUUAUUA